AUGAUUGAAGUUCUCGAAACUCUGGGGUUGCAAACUGAAGACGAAAUAGCGCUUCUGAAUUUUAACUCAUAUUUGCAAAUUCCUUCCGUACAACCGAAUGUUAACUACGACACCUGCGUGGAAUUUCUUGGAACGAUGGCCGAAAGUUUGCAGCUACCUAUGCAAGUACUCAAUUUAGUGGAAGGCAAACCCAUUGUUUUGAUGACUUGGAUGGGAACCGAACCGGCUCUUCCAGCAAUACUCCUCAACAGCCACAUAGACGUUUCACCCGUUGUUAUAAGCGAAUGGUCUCACAACCCCUUUGCUGUCGAAAUUGAAGAUCAAAAUAUUUACGCUAGGGGCGCCCAAGAUUCGAAAUGUAUCGGCAUUCAAUAUCUUGAAGCUGUGAGACGCUUGAAAAGAUCCAAAACGGUUUUAAAACGAACGAUCUAUUUGAGUUAUAUGCCAGGUAAAACACGAUUUUUUCUGACAUGUUGA
Molecule: messenger RNA, 477 nt
Organism: Zophobas morio
Lineage: Eukaryota; Metazoa; Arthropoda; Insecta; Coleoptera; Tenebrionidae
Product: aminoacylase-1-like
Exons: 2
Coding region: 1-477 (158 amino acids)
Molecular function (GO): aminoacylase activity
Source: RefSeq, a predicted model, not a curated record